Messenger RNA from Amoebophrya sp. A120, 2932 nucleotides. NCBI's taxonomy places the organism in Eukaryota, Dinophyceae, Syndiniales, Amoebophryaceae. The record is from the annotation of a GenBank genome assembly.
GGUAAAGGCAGACAGAAACUGCGAGAUCUUCAUCCGAUGAUCUGGCAGUAAAAACCCCUCAGCCCUCCCGGAGUCAUUUGCAUUAACCAUGUAACAGAAAAACAAUGUCCCAAAGUAAACGACAGCUCGCGGCGAACGCGGUCACGCUCCGUGCGGAAGCGUUGCUGAAGCUGUUCGCGGGCAAGAAAGGCCCGCCUAUCAACAGCACCUUCACGUGGAGCAGGAUCGCGCCGCACUUGAAUUCCAGGGCGGUAUGUGGCGUCAUAUCGACGGAGGAAGCGCAGAAAAUUGUGGAAGCGCUCGCCCACAGCGUGGACUCCGGCGUGGUGUCGCGGGACGAGGAGGCGUUGGAGUUUCCGCAGAGCUCCUGCGAGGAAGCUGCAUGGCGGCGAGAAAUGUCAAAUCAGGGAGAACCAGAUGAAAUAGAAAUGGCACCCCUCCAUCACAACCGACGCUUUAGUCCAAAACUGACGGAGCUCCGGCAUCUUCUCGACUUGCGUCCGUUGCUCGAGACGGCACUGGCAUCCGGGAGAGCAGCGAUCGAAGCCGCCCAAGGAGGUGCUUAUUGCGACCAACAUCUAGCGCUGCACAGCAACGCUCUGCCGAUCUCAAAUUCAUUCGCCUCCCCGCAGCAACUCGCCGAUCUGUGCACGGCACUCACCGCGUUGGCGCGAAGUGGGAUGGUGGGAACCUCGAAGAUUUUUUCCGAACAAAAUCAAAAAGUUGGUCUGGAUGAAGGAGUGGAUCUUCUAUCGCCUUUUCUGACAGAAGCCAUCCCAAGAUAUGUGGCCACGCACGCUACUUCGUUUUCGCUACCACAGUUCCGACGGGUUUUGGAGCUGUAUUUUUGGGUCCCGAACCUUCGGACUGGUAGACCAGGGCAGCGUCAAAAGGACCUCCUGGCGGACGGCGCCAAGAACUCCUUCGCUUUCGCGUCAUAUCUAGCGACUGGCGGAAGUGCUUGCAACAGUGAAAUAAAGGAUGACUCGCCGGGGGCGGACCUCCUUCAUUUGCGACAGAUGUGCGUGCGGGUUCUGCAAAUCGCCAAGGCUGCGAGUAGUUGUGCGGCACCUGGCAGGACAGUGGCGGCUUCUUCUGUACAAGAAACACACUUCGCUUCAAUCGUGCGGAGUUUCGCGUUUCUCGGGUACGUGCGGGGAGCAAUGGAAAUCUUACAGGAAGUGUUGCACGUGGUACCUCCUGCGCAGAAUAGUGCGGCUACAAAAAGCGGAGGCUCACUUGGAAGAACAAGAAGUGAAUUUCAGGACAACGCUUCUGGAAUUAUAUCGACGGCACAACAUAUAGAUAGACUCAAGCCACUUCCAUUCACCGCGUGGGUGUAUGUGCUGGAGGCGGAGUUGCUAUUGAAAAACGCGUACGACGCACAACAGAAGCUCGCGUUUCGUCGAAAAUUUCCCUGCGAAUCCUCCGGGAGUGCUUUUCUUCCGUCGAGCCUGCUAUCACGUCCUGCCCCCGCUAUUUCCGCGUCGGAGACCCUACUUACGCCUCCGAAUAACAAGUCCCAGCGGGAGUUUCGGCAUGAGUUGGCGAAGCAGAGAAAAUGGCUCGCUCGAUACGAAGAGAAAGUCCCGGGUCCGGAUUUUUUGACUAGUCUUGCCCUAUUACAACAGCAGAUUUUGGACACGGGGAGGGAAGCUAUGCUUUUGGAAAGCCAGUUUUUCAAGAAAUGGACCAGACUGCUGGUUCUGAUGGUGAAAUUGGCAACGCGAACCUCUUUGAAAAGUUGCACACCAGUUUCGACGACGUCAUUCCAGCCGCAGCCACAUGUUCCCCAGAGGCCUCGUGAAGAAGCUGAAAAUUAUGUUGACAGCCACAGCGCAACAACUUCUACAGCAGGAGCGCCGGCCACCUUCCUCUGCUUCCGCGAGCUCGCAGGGGAGUCCGUGAAAAGGUUGGCACAAACGCCGAAGCUCGCGUUGCUCUGUCUCCGCCACGCAGAUUUGGAUCUGCCGAAGCGGCUGUGGCUAGUGGAAGAGUGUGUGCGGAAAAAGGCUCUGAAGUUACGGGUCGGGGAACUAAUCUUGUUUUGCGAAGCGGCAGACCGGAUUCUGGAGGAGAUUGCCGCGUUCUUCGAAAGCGAAAAAAGACAAGGAGGACUUCAUCUAGGGGGGUUGAAAAUGUUAAACACCACCGCAGUAGAUGUUGAUACUGCUGCCGCAUCAUGGUCCUGCUCAUCGCCCGUAGUUCUUUCUUUGGCAGGAGAUGAACCUAGAAAUAACCUGCCUCAACUCGAUGCGGAUCAUCAACUUGUCGCACAAGAAGGGAGUCGUGAAUUAUGCGAUCUCCACCAGUACAGCUACAGGGACAAAACCGACGGAAAAAUCCAGGCGUUGCUGUUUCACCGCUUGCGGGCGCUGGUGGACGAGCUGGCUGCGGUGUACGCGACGAGGGAAGAGAUCGUGCUGGAGAAGACGCAGCAAUCGCAGUUGAACGGAUUUUUCAACAAAUGGCUCCUGGAAAAACCGUUUUUCCGGCAGGAAAGGGGAGGUCCUGUUCGAGCAAAUGAUCUCGUCGAAAUAGACACAAGUGCAGAACCAUUUUUUCCGUUGUCGUCGCCGCUGAUGUAGUCAGUUCUCUUGGGGACAGGAAAUUUCAGCGACCGGCGCACACAGUCCAUGCUCAUAGAUCGGGCAUCACUUCGAAGAAUGAGUGGGCCCGACGUCUAGUUUCUUGUUACCACCUCCGAGCCACAAUUGAAUUUCUAGUACUUGUACGUCGGAGUAGAAGUUGUACUCAUGCUUUCGCGAAGAUUUAAUGGCCCCACCGAGUUGGGUCUCUUGGUGACCACUGCUUCACUGGCAUCGUAUUUGUUUGAGUGCAGUGCUGGCCUGCUCGACAUGGUGGCAAUACUUACUUGAAAUUUGCAAAUUUUGCCGCGCCGUGGUCGCUCUAGGGAGAUGAAAAGUGUGAU